This is a messenger RNA of Pygocentrus nattereri (red-bellied piranha), 1157 nucleotides long. RefSeq lists its product as uncharacterized. The transcript has 4 exons. Bases 59 to 898 code for a protein of 279 amino acids. The record is from RefSeq and is a predicted model, not a curated record. Gene Ontology annotation, biological process: response to bacterium. Lineage: Eukaryota; Metazoa; Chordata; Actinopteri; Characiformes; Serrasalmidae.
GCUACAGGCAAGUGACCAGUUCAAUAGGCAUUACCAUCUACCUUUCACAACAGGAACAAUGAUCACAGUCCUUACUGCUUUUUGUAUUUUUGUGUCUGUGCAAACAUCUGGCUUUGAUGAUCUUCGAGUGCAAGCAGUAAAAUAUAAAGAAAAUGUUACAAUAAAAUGUGAGCAAAGCUUUGUCAAAGGCCAUAAGCACUAUUUAGCCUGGUAUAAGCAGAGUUUUGGAAAGCUGCCUCAGUUUAUUGCAAGAGCGGCUAAGCAUAACGAAGAUGCCAGAUAUGCUCGACCAUUUGUAGAGCGCUUCAGACUGACGGCAACUGAAGAAACAUUUGAUCUCAAGAUUAUGAACACUGUGGAAGAAGAUACAGGGACAUAUUUCUGUGUGAAAGUAAAGGAGUAUGUUACAGAGUUUGGAUCUGGGAUCCUUCUGCUUUUCCCAGAUGAAAAGUCUGAGAAGCGAAAUCUGACUGAAGUAGAUGUGAAAAGUGGAGAGUCGGUUACACUCCAGUGUUCAGUGGCUCCUCUGAGCUGUUCAGGAGAACACAGUGUGUACUGGUUCAGACACGGAUCAGGAGAAUCUCAUCCAGGAAUCAUUUACACUCAUGGAGACACAGAUAGUCCGUGUACGAGGAGCUCUGAGACUGAUUCUCCUACACAGAGCUGCAUCUACAAACUCCCCAAGAGAAACCUCAGCCUCUCUGAUGCUGGAACUUACUACUGUGCUGUGGCUGCAUGUGGACAGAUGCUGUUUGGGAGUGGAACUAAACUUAAUGUAAAAGGUGAAUGUUUGCAACAGAUGAGCAUUUUGUUCUGGCUCUCCAUUGUAAGAACUGGACUUCUUGCUGCAAUGAUUAUUAUUCUUAUUGUGGUCCACAUUGUUCAAAAAUGUAAGUAGAAACGCUGAAGACAGAUGUCGGAAAUAUACAGCAAAAUAUACAUCCAUUUUAUGUGUUGCUGAUCUCUUGUAACUUAAGAUUUGUGUUUCCAUUUGAAAUGUCUUGUGCUUUAACAUAAGCCUCCUCCACUUUGACAAAACCAUUAUUUAAUCCACUUUGGACCUAGAAAGCUUCUAUGCACUUAUUCGGUAGAUGGUUCUGACAAAAUGUGGGUAAAGUGUAAAAGCUUCACACUAAAAAUAAAGACUUCUGAACUGG